Molecule: messenger RNA, 1548 nt
Organism: Pisolithus orientalis
Lineage: Eukaryota; Fungi; Basidiomycota; Agaricomycetes; Boletales; Pisolithaceae
Exons: 7
Coding region: 1-1548 (515 amino acids)
Source: RefSeq, a predicted model, not a curated record
AUGGUGGCUCACACCAAUGGCUUCUACGCUCGUGACUACAGUCUAUGGUUAGGAUGGAAUAAUAUGCGGUACAUCAUUGAGACCGCGCUGCUUCAUGGGCGUAUAUUAAACAGAACGAGCAUCAUCCCCUCGUUUGUUUACGCUCGCGCGUGCGAGUUUGAUAUUCACACUUGCGCUGCAUGGGCGACCAUGGUCAACCGGGGUGAUGCUGUCGGUUCCGACGAGUGGCGGCUAUUGCCAUAUGAAAAGCAAAUGGCUUGGAGGAUACCCAUCUCACUGAUGUUCAAUCUAACACACAUUCGAGAGACUCAUCCUGUCGUCACAGUCUCCGAAUUUCUUCGUUUACAUAACAUUUCCGCGGACGUCGAGACAGGUCGCGGCGAUUGGGAUACCGAAGCAUAUCAUCACAUAUCAUCGACUGGAGAGCGUAAACCCAGCCUCCGCAUCAUUGAAAAUGACUGGUAUGACCCCGGUGAGAUUGUCCGCGUGGACCGUAUCCCGGACGACAUGCGGGAGCGUGGAGGAUGGACCCCCGAAGGGGGUGACAGCUCUCGUGCACAAAUUGGAUCAUGGAACACUACGUCCGAUACGAGCCUAUACCAUGCAUUAAUGGAUCAUGUGCCGUCCCAAAGUUGGCCUGUCUUGAGUUGGAAAGAUGUUCGCAUGAUUGUGGAGGAUGGUGAACGAAUCACGUCCCAGUCCUCAGACGAAGAGGUGCAGGACGUCCUCAAAGAGAAUGGCUUUGAAGCACUCUACACGUACGACGGCGCUGCCGGAAUGGACGCCGUUAAAGAUGUUGCCUUACCUAUCCUCGAAGCCGCCCCCCGAGAACGGAUACAAGGUCUUUACGAGGAUUUCAGCCAAAUUUCGACUGAGGUUCUCCUCGUCCGCGGUGAGAUACACUGGACUCGCAAGCCUGGAAGUCUGUUCUUCACUACCGCAGAUAAUCGAGCACGAUUUACGCAGACUGUGUUGUAUGAUAUACGACUCACGGAAAACGUCAUCAAUUUGGCCUGGAAACUAAGAGACCGAAUGUUGGCGAUUAAUGAUGGUCGUCUCUGGAUGGCUGGCCACAUGCGCAGAGGGGAUUUCGUUCGGUUGCAGUGGGCAAUGGAGGCCGAUUUCAAAGCGCACCUUGCACGAGUUAAGAUGCAUUUAGAAGAGGGUCGCCACAUAUUGGAGUCCAUCCACGGCGGAAAUGUCACUACGUAUGACGUUCCCGACGCCAAACCAGACCCUUCUUUAUCCUACUUGGACCCGCCAUUACCAGAUGAUAAAUUCUACAUCGCAACGGACGAGCGAGACCCAGGGAAUCUCGCGUAUCUCAGGGAACAAGGUGCAAUCCUUAUAUCGGACCUUCUCACAUUCGAAGACCGUAGAGAGUUCGGGUGGGCGAUCAUGUUGACAGACGUGCUGGCACUGCUGGAACAGUCCCUUCUUUCGCAUGCUGCAUAUUUCUACGCCCAUGCUUUCAGUUCAGUUGCCGGUGGAGUCAUGAACCUUCGAGCUUCUUUGGGUGCUGACCCUCGGACGGCGAAGCUUGAAUGA